Messenger RNA from Quercus robur (English oak), 2179 nucleotides. Its product is annotated as protein BPS1, chloroplastic. NCBI's taxonomy places the organism in Eukaryota, Viridiplantae, Streptophyta, Magnoliopsida, Fagales, Fagaceae. The transcript has 2 exons. The coding region runs from base 906 to 1964 and encodes 352 amino acids. The record is from RefSeq and is a predicted model, not a curated record. Gene Ontology annotation, biological process: root development; shoot system development.
UGGGUAUUUGUUUAUUACUUAAUUUUGAUUAUCUGUCUCUUUGUUUUGGAUGAUUUUAUAGAUUUUAUUUUAAUUUCUGAUGGUAUAUGUUUGGAUGCAAGCGAUUUAUGGUUGAAAGUUGAAACCUUUUGCUGUUGAUGUAUAAUUUUGUUUUGCAAGAAGAGGGUUUGGGUUUUGGAUCUUGAUUUAAAAAAAAAAAUAAAAAUUAUUUGCUGUAAAUUUGUAACAAAAGUAGGAGAAGAGAAGGGUAGCCUUCUCUUUCAAAAUUUUGGUUUUGGUUUUGCUCCUGAAAGCUGGGUUCAUGUGCUGUGAAAAUGGAAAUUAUGGGAUCUAGAUCUGUUGUGUGAAUAUGAUUUGUAGGAAGUCAAGGGAUUAUUUCUUUUGGGUUAGUCUCUAGCUUGAUUAUAUUGCUGAGAAGAAAAAAGAAAUGAGCAAGAUCUAAAUUUUCAUAGGAAAUGAUUACAUGUGGCGGAUCUUGGCUAGUUUGUUUAGGAUUCAUAGUCAACCCAGAAAUUUUGAGAUGGCAUGAUUGUGAUUGUUGUUGUUGUUGUUUUUGUUGUUUCCUGAUGGUGGGUUAUUAAAAUCUGAAAAAUAAAAUCUCUACUUAGUUAAGAAUGAUAAUUGCACUAGGAUCCACGAAAUGGAAAUGGAAUUCACUGAGAAUUUUGUUUGGUUCUAUUUAUUAUCCAUAGGUAGGUGUUUUGGUGGAAACAUCUUUGCUGAAAUGAAUACUUUCCUGCUGUUGUCUCAAGGAAUUGGUUAUGCUGCAUGCAAAAAUUCUGAAUUCUUUUAAUUAUUUUCAUAUGGGGCAGGAAUUUGGUGCUUUGUCUUAUGGUUUUUCUGAUGCUUUUUAUUAAUCUCAUCCCUGCUUGUUUUAACUUUCUUGUGCAGUUUAAUUCAUUAAAAUGAGUCGUCCACAUGACUUACCCCAUCCCUUCUUCCAUUUUGGAAAUCCUUUCCGGAUGAUAUCACCCAAGGGUUCCAAUUUGUCUAAAAGGCUUCUUUUACUGUUGAACAAUUUUGAGGAAACCUUGGCAGGGAGGCUGAAAAAGCUUAACCCAAAGGACAAGGAUGGAGUCCUCAGCUUGUCAUGGAUGAAAUUAGCGAUGCUCUCGCUGUGUGAAACUCAUAAUGACAUAAAAACCCUCAUAGCUGAGCUUGAACUCCCGGUGUGCGACUGGGAUGAGAAAUGGAUAGAUGCAUACUUGGACAUCAGUGUGAAUUUGCUCGAUAUAUGCAAUUCUUUUAGCUCUGAAAUCUCAAGGUUGAAUCAGGGCCAUCUCUUGCUUCAGUGUGUGCUGCACAAUUUGGAUUCCAGCUCUUCAAAGCAGUUUAUCAAGGCUCGAUCUUCACUUGAUGCAUGGAGACAGCAUAUUAGCUCAAAGAACCCUAGAGUUGAAAACUGUUCCACCAUUUUGAACAAGCUUGUAGAAUCACUGGAUCUUCCCAAGGUUAAGAACUCAGCCAAAGGGAAGGUUUUAAUGCGUGCUAUGUAUGGGGUUAAGGUGGAGACAGUAUUUAUCUGCAGUGUCUUUGCUUCAGCCUUCUCUGGUUCUGCAACAAAGUUGUUUGAUUUGAAUGUUGAUGACAAAUAUAUGUGGGCUCAAGCUUUUACUGGUUUGCAAACUAGCAUUAAUAGCGAAAUUAGAAAUUUAUAUUCAAGUGGAAGAUUUACAGUUUUGAAAGAGCUCGAAGCAGUUGAUACUAGCGUAAAGAAAUUGUAUCCCAUGAUCCAAGAUGGUGUGGACCCUGUUGAAGUGGAAGCAUUCCAGAAGUCUGUUUCAGAUUUGGCAAGGAGAGCAGAGGGACUCUCACAGGGACUAGAUCUUCUUACAAAGGAAGUUGAUGGCUUUUUUCAUGUAGUUUUAACCGGGCGUGAUGCUUUGCUCUGUAAUCUUAGAGAGUGUGGUACAGUCUCUGAUACAAAGCUAGGUUGCAAAGUAGUAGAAAGAGUACAAUCUUAAUUAUGUCGAAGCUAUAUUCUCUCCUGUAUACAAACUGGUUUAGGUAUGGGGUUUUAUGUUUUCUUAUCAAUGAAAGUUCGCCAUAUUGUUCUGCUUAUUGUAUUAAGUACGGUGUGAGUUAUAGGGUAUGUUGUGUUACUGUUCCAACAAUUUGUAUAUGUAUGUUGUACUGUGUGAUGUCAAUGUUAUAUAAAAGGAUAUGUUGUUUGCAGAAA